AGUAUUUAAUGAUGGUGCUCGCCGAGCUUUGCAGGUGCCCGGGCGAGUUGCAGCUCGAGCGCGAUGGUCGCCCGCACCCAGCUCGCUAUAGAUCCGGUGCGAUUUAAAACGAUUAUGAGUUAACAAAUGCCUACAAGACUGCCGAAUCAGAACUGCGAAUGUCACAAGUUCAGCGUCACGCCGUGAGUCGUCAUGCCGUGACGUCCGGCUGGGGCUUACUGAAGGACUUGCCGUUUUCCACUGAAAACAUUUCGUGCAUCAAUUGAUACUGCACCUGCACGCGACGUUUAAUCUUUUAGUCUGUUUCGGCGAACUCGAGUCGGAUGCCACUGUUGAAGUUUAGCGCAAAGCGGUCUCAGCUUUGCAACCUCUGACGCUGUAGCAAGCGAUAUGGAAGGAGCAACACACUCUCCCGAUGACGAUGGAGUUGCGCGCGGGCCCCGACCGGGCCAUAAUCCGGAGGCGUCGGCGGCCGCCGUGGAGCGCCCAAGAGGAACGGCUCCUGGUUGAGAAACACGCCCAGCUCGGCAAUGCAUGGAUGGAGAUUUCCGAGUUUCUCCCGGGCCGUACGGCAGGGGAGGUAAAGAACAUUUACCAUUCGACGCUCCGCGCAUCACGCGAUCCGGGACGCUCGCUUCUGCGCUCCUACUGCAUGCAAAUACACGGCCGCGAGGCUGACGCAAAGCUGCGGCGUGAGGCGCUUCGAAGCGCAAUGCGAGCCAUGGCGCCGCAGGGCGCGGUCGCUUCCAAGGCGCUGCGACAGGCUGCCGACGGCCUGGAAUAUGGGGAAGCCGACGACGAGCCCGGGGCGAAUGUGGCCGCCGCAGCAACCAUGCGACUGCCGUGUCUCUUAGACGCGGGCGUCGUGGAUGCAAUGCUUGCCAGCAGAGACGCCGGCCUGGCGCAGCUGCGGCUACUGGCGGCCGCUACCGGCGGCGACGACUGGGAGAGCGACGAGGGCAGCGGCGGCGGCGGCGGUGUGGCGGUGUGUCCAGGACACAUUGACGCUGGCGCGGCGGGCACGGUAUACGACAGACUGCCACGCCUUCUUUGCGCGGGGCUUGGGUCCGGCGCCGCGCCACCGCAAGCUGGAAUGAAGCGGGCUGCGCCCGCUGCAGUUGAGACCCAGCUGCAACACAGUCCCUCGACCGGCAGUGGCGACGCCAGCGAAAUGCCUGCUGAGGAUAUCAAGCGCGCACGCAUGGCACUGUUGCCAGAUGGCGCAGAUCCGGAUGUGGGCUUGGGCCGCCUGUCGAGCGGCGGGCAGCAGGCUCACGAGAGGCUGUUGGGGGCGGCCAGCCUGCGUGAUGGGAACACCCGUUUGCAGACACUAGACCUCAGCGGCGGUGGAGCGGGUCCCGGGGCCGCGGCCCACAGGCUGCUUGCACAGCAGCUGCAGGUGCUACAACAGGCUCACCAUGCACAGCAGCUUCAGCAGCAGCUGCGUGAGAUGCAGCAGGGGCAGGGGCAAUCACUGCAGCUGCCAGACGCUGCGCUGCUGCAGUUGCUGGGUGGCGAGGUGCAAGCCCGCAGCCGGGCGCCGCUCGACAGCCUGCAGGCAAUGGUUGAUGGCACGGCGCAAGCUGCCGCUGCUGGCCAGACAGACAACGCACCAACGGACAACCCGGAAGCUACACCUGCCGCGUCGGCCGGCGCCGGUUCAGGGCCCCGCAACACGCGCGGCCGCAACGGCGGAGGCUGCAUUAGCCAGAACGCCGACCCAACUGGGCCUGCAGCAAUGCCGUCAACACAGCAGCGGCAGCAGCAGAAGCAGCAGCAGGCAAACGGCGUGCCCACGACCACAGCGCCGCGCAGCCCUGCUGCAGUCACGCCAAUGGGUGGCGGCACUGGUGCCGCAUCCGCAUCCGCCGCUGCGAACGCCCUUGCGCUGGCACCGGCACAUAUGGAGGCGUCGCUCAAAGUAGCGCUGUCGCAUGCCCGUGACAGUGCUGGCACAGCUUCGGCCACUGCGGUUGGCAGUGGUCACGACAACGGCCGCGGGGUUGCUUCUAACCGCGGCGCCUCUGGGCCCGGUACGAGCGCAUGGGAGGCGGAGCAGCGCCACCGCAUGGACCGAAUGCUGUCGUACGGCAUCUCACUGGACGAGAUUGAGGAGGAGCUCCUGAGGCGGCGUCAGGCGAAGCUGGCAGCAGAAGCAGCCGCGCUGGGCGAGGCUGCGGCGGCGCUAGCCGCCGGCCGCCGUGAUGUUGUCAGCCCAGCCGCUGUGGCUCCAGCGCAGGCUACCGUUCCCUUGGCGCUGCCCCAGGUCCCGAAGAACGAUACCGGAGCGGGAACGGAGCAGCAGCUCAAGCUAGAGGAGCAGCAGAACCUCUUGCAGCGGCUGCAGGCGCUGCAGUCGCAGCCGCAACUGCCGAUUAAGGCUGACCCAGAUGAACCCAUGGCGCUGGAUGCCCAGGCGCUGCGGCGCCAGCUGCUGCUGGAGCUACUCAAGCAGCAGGCCGGCCGGCAGCAGCAGCAGCUGCCUGUGCUGCAUCAUCAUCAGCAUCUGACGAGGGAGGAGCAGCAGCAGCUGUGUGUGGAGGGCAUGUUGCGUUUGAACACGUAUGCGCCGGCAGGCGCCGGCAGGGGCCUUCCUGACCUGACGCUGCAGGCGGCACCUGCAACUGCCCUGUGUGGCUCAGUGGGCAUGCAGGCAUCGCUACCCUUGGGUGCGCCGCGCGGGGUCGGAGACCUGGACGCAUGGCUCCGCUCCGCUGCGCCUGAUAUGUGGAGCUGAGGUGCACAUGAGAUGGCUUGUGGCCAGCUGUACACAACACCACGGUGUAAUUUUGGAUAACUGCGGUCGCAACCAUUUAAAGACGGCCUUAUUAGUGUCGGACUUAUCUCUUUCGAAAUUUGAAUGGCUGGUGCGCUGCCGCUUCGGUCCUUCGGUCGUGUGUUUCUGAGACCGCAUUGGGCAACAUCCAGUUGCUGCUUGUCGGCUUGGGCGGGGUUGGGUGGGAGUUGCAGCUUGACUCAGCAACACCUGUGUGCUCGCUUGUGUAGAAGCGCAGGGCGAGGUCGGUAGCCGUUUAUGCAAAGCGGGGAGGGGGGUUUGGAUUGGACUGGAGCUCCAGAUUGUGAUAUUGGAACGGGGCCUUCGGCGUGCUCGUCGGCAAUUCAUAGCACUGAGUGGGGAUGGUUGCAAUUCAGGUUGAACAUGGCUGGGCAAGGAUGUUUGCAGCACGCAUUGCUGCCCGGUGUGGUGAAUUUGAUAUGGGCUGACGCACGAACUGUCUUCGGUCCGGUCAGCGUCAGGUUAGGUCGGCUGGUAGAACGCCGGAGUAACAGUGCUGAGGAGUAACUGUACGGUAGAUUGCAUUGGUUACACGAGGGGCGGUUAGGUCAGCGGAGUGACGCAUGUGUGUGGCCGGCCAUACAUACACAGCCAUACAUUCGUAUACAUUCGCCAGUUUCUUGGCCAGUUUGCGACGGAUGGCCCAUAAUGCGGACAUGGGCGCCUGAGAGGAGGAAUCAUCCAAUCUGGGCACCGCUGCUACGGCCCCAAGGCUGCCAGUAUUGGUGGGGUCCUGACGUCCUGUGUCGUCAUAUCGCGGACUGCAACCUCCCCUGACUGCAACACCCUCGCCAUUGGAUUGAACGGACCUGCGACUCAGGGCUCCACGGGGGUAUCUCGCGGACCGGGCACCUAAAGGCUGGAGCCUGGCUGGAGCGAAAGUGAGGAUAGUGCGACAUGCCCCUUUCAAUCUGCCAC
Chlamydomonas reinhardtii is the source of this 3715-nucleotide messenger RNA. RefSeq lists its product as uncharacterized. Lineage: Eukaryota; Viridiplantae; Chlorophyta; Chlorophyceae; Chlamydomonadales; Chlamydomonadaceae. The transcript is spliced from 6 exons. The record is from RefSeq and is a predicted model, not a curated record. Gene Ontology annotation, molecular function: RNA polymerase II cis-regulatory region sequence-specific DNA binding; DNA-binding transcription factor activity, RNA polymerase II-specific. Gene Ontology annotation, biological process: regulation of DNA-templated transcription. Gene Ontology annotation, cellular component: nucleus. Bases 422 to 2737 code for a protein of 771 amino acids.